GUCAUUAACUGUCUCUGUCCGGAGGGACGAGCUCUGGAUUGGUUUCGUUGGAUUUCACAUCUGCAGACACACAACAUAUUUUUUCCCUUCAGCGUUUUACCACCCUGCACUUUCAGGAAAACUUCAUUGUGUCAGUGGUGAGAAGAAAGAAGAUAAGUGUGUGUUUUCUUUGACGUGAAUGAAAAGUGUGUUUACUGUCAGGGAAAGUGGCAGCUUGACGACCUGUGUGUGUGUGUGUGUGCAAGUGUGCGUGCAUAUGCGUGUUUGUGUGCAUGUGUGUGUGUGUUGAGCCACUACAGCAGCAUGUUGCCACCUGUGAAGAAGGACCGAAUUAUUACUCGCCUCCCAAAGUGUUUUAGUCCCAAUGCGGCGCUGCACACCAAAGAUGGCUUCCACCCGCAGGUCCAGGCUGUUUGUCAGGUACAGAAGUCCCGCACGGUGAGCUUCAAUAUUGCCAAGGUCAUCGUGGUGGGAGACGUCUCAGUUGGAAAAACGUGUCUGAUCAGCAGUUUCUGUAAGAGGGAUUUUGAUAAGAACUACAAAGCGACCAUCGGCGUGGAUUUUGAGAUGGAGCGUUUCGAGGUGCUCGGUGUUCCCUUCAGUUUACAGCUGUGGGACACAGCGGGUCAGGAACGCUUCAAGUGCAUCGCGUCCACCUACUACAGAGGAGCACAAGCCAUUAUCGUGGUGUUUGACCUCAGCAGUGUGAGCUCAUUAGAACAUGCCAGGCAGUGGCUUGAGGACGCCAUGAAGGACAACGACCCGUCCAGUGUUUUACUUUUCCUCGUCGGUACUAAGAAGGACCUCAGUACUCCCGAUCAGUUGGCUCAGGUGGAGCAGGAAGCCAUCAGACUCUCGGAGGAAAUCAAGGCCGAGUACUGGGCCGUGUCGUCAAAGUCAGGAGAUGGCAUCAGGGAUUUCUUCUUCCGCGUGGCCUCUCUGACCUUCGAGGCCAACGUUUUGACCGAACUCGAGAAAAUGGGGUCGAGGAACGAGGGUGACAUCAUCAGACUCACAGACAGCACAGAGGCCAAUCACACACCAGCCAGGAGGAAAUCCAACUGCUGCUGAUGAGCCAACAACUGGACCAGUGACGUGAGCUCAGACAUCAUGGAUAGACCCCAAAAAACAGCCCAGUCCUCCCAACUAAAUGAUGUUUGAUUGGAGCCGGUGACCUGAGAGGGAGUUAGCCACCAUAAAAGUUGUAGGUUUGACAUAUUGAAUUGUUGCGUAGUAAACAACAGUCAGCUGAAUGACCAGAACAGAGUCCACUGUGUCCUCUCAGGAAUGUUUGUACUGCUGGCCAGAACUACAACAAAUAAAGCUUUGUCAUCA
Messenger RNA from Hippoglossus stenolepis (Pacific halibut), 1335 nucleotides. It is a transcript of the gene rab34b, whose product is annotated as RAB34, member RAS oncogene family b. The transcript is spliced from 11 exons. The record is from RefSeq and is a predicted model, not a curated record. The coding region runs from base 304 to 1071 and encodes 255 amino acids. Lineage: Eukaryota; Metazoa; Chordata; Actinopteri; Pleuronectiformes; Pleuronectidae. Gene Ontology annotation, biological process: phagosome-lysosome fusion; endocytosis. Gene Ontology annotation, molecular function: GTP binding; GTPase activity.